Molecule: messenger RNA, 852 nt
Organism: Brettanomyces bruxellensis
Lineage: Eukaryota; Fungi; Ascomycota; Pichiomycetes; Pichiales; Pichiaceae
Gene: IMP4
Product: snoRNA-binding rRNA-processing protein imp4
Exons: 2
Coding region: 1-852 (283 amino acids)
Biological process (GO): rRNA processing
Cellular component (GO): small-subunit processome; Mpp10 complex; nucleolus
Molecular function (GO): snoRNA binding; rRNA primary transcript binding
Source: RefSeq, a predicted model, not a curated record
AUGCUAAGAAGACAGGCUAGAGAAAGAAAAGAGUAUUUAUACAGAAAAGCUCAGCAACUCAAGGAAGAAGCGAAGAUAGAGAAAAGACAUCAGCUUGCGCAGGCUUUAGCUACUGGUAAAAAUCUUUCAAAAGAUAUAGCUGAUGAUCAGCAGCUUCAAAAAGACUUUUUGUAUGAUGAAACAAUUCAAAAAGAAAACGAGGAAGUGGAUGAUGAAUAUGCAAGACUUAGUGGAUUUGUCGAACCAAAGGUAGUGAUUACUACUUCUAGAAGUCCGUCAGCAAGAUUGUCACAAUUCACGAAGGAGAUGAGAUUGAUGAUACCGAACUCAAUCAGAAUAAAUCGAGGUAAUUACAUAAUGCCAGCAUUAGUUGAGUCAUGCAAGAGAUCAGGCAUAACAGACAUAGUGGUAAUACACGAGCAUAGAGGUGUGCCUUCGACCUUAACCGUGAGCCAUCUUCCUUAUGGUCCUACGGCUGUGUUCACUCUACAUAACGUUGUUCUUAGACAUGAUAUUUACAAUGUUGGAAACAUUAGUGAGGCAUAUCCACAUCUUAUAUUCGAGAACUUCACAACAAAACUAGGACAGAGAAUCAAACAUAUUCCACCGGGAGUGAAAAAGGAAUCUCCUAGAGUGAUAUCUUUCGUGAAUAAAAAUGAUUUUGUUAGCGUGCGGCAGCAUCUCUAUGUUAGGACGAAAGAUGACGUAGAGUUAAGAGAGGUCGGCCCAAGGCUUGAGAUGAGACCAUUUUCGAUAAAGCUUGGCACGUUGGAUGAUGAAGAUGCUGAUGUGGAAUGGAUGCUAAGAAGAUUCGUUAGAACAGCAAGUAGAAAGAAUUACUUGAGCGAGUAA